This is a messenger RNA of Rotaria sp. Silwood1, 1863 nucleotides long. Lineage: Eukaryota; Metazoa; Rotifera; Eurotatoria; Philodinida; Philodinidae. The record is from the annotation of a GenBank genome assembly.
AUGGUUUCACGUUUUUCUGACCUAGAACGUAAAACAUUACUUGUACAAUUUAUUGCUGUUGAACCAUUAACAUUUUAUUCGACGUCAGAUGGUACUGAUCUUGUUCAAGAUAUUUUACGAGUUCAUUUAGCACGAUCAGAUGCAGAUAUAUUUGGACAAGAAGGUUCAUUAUCAAUUGAUGAACUAGGAGAAUUUCUUACAUUUGAACCAAUAGAUACAAAAAAUCGUACAUUACAUUUACCCAUAGAACAUUUAGCUUAUUGUGGUGCCUUAAGACGUAUGCGUCGUGAGUUUUUCGAUCCACGAGAACCAGAACAAAUUCAUCGACGAGAAUUUGAAAAUGUUGACUUAGCUAAUCGUUUUGCACAAUUUAUUAUUGGUCCACCAAUAUUUGCUACUGUUUUUCAUGGUUUUGAUAAUGCACUAUGUUAUAUAUUUGUAACACAAAGUGCUGAUGAUUCUUGUUUUUUAGUUAUGAAACUUAUGCGUGCUUUUAAAUUACAUGAGCAACAAUUAGAACAACGAGGACAAAUAAAUCAAGCUUAUCCUUCAUUUUCUCCAUUGCAUAGUGGUUGUAGGUCACCUUUACCAGUUGAAAUCAAACGAGAGAGUCCAUUACUUCAAACAUCACACGGAUUUUUUACUGAUAAUAGACAAACAUUGUCAUAUCCUUUGGUUCAACGAGUACCAAGUGCACCAAUAAAUUCAUGUGUUCAAGAUCCACGACAAGAUGAAGUAAUUCAACGACUUCUUUCAAAUCCAAAUUUCGAAGUUGUUAAUCAACCAACACCGUUCAUGUCUCAACGUAUUGAUGAUAUACCAAUUAUAUCUGCACCAUUACCUAGAAAUCGACGAUCUUCUCCAAAUAUAUUUAAUAGCAGUGGUGGUUCUUCCAAUAAUAUUCAAUUUCUGGGUAGAUUAACAUCUCCAUCAACGCGACCACCUUCGCCGCCUAUUCUUGGAAUUUCCGAUAAGACUAGUAUUCCAAAUUCAUCUUUAGGUAAUACUAAUCCACAAGUAAUCUACAAACCAAAUAAUCAAGAAGUAGUUUAUAAACAAAAUAUAAUGGUCCGUUGGCUAAAACCACCAACACCACCUCCACCUGCGCCGAUUAUUAUACGAGAAAUUCGAGCUCCAACAGAAACUCAACCACCAAUUGUUUGUCGACAAAUGCCCCCAUGUCCACCAACACCACCACCAAUUAUUAUCAGAGAAAAACCACCACCAUGUUUUUCAUCUGGACCACCUGUAAUUAUAGAAAAACGCUUACCACCAGUUACAGCUCCUCGACAAGUUAUUGUUGAACGAUAUCCAGCUCCACCUACAAAACCACCAACAAUUAUUUAUGAAAAAUAUCUACCACAAACACAACCAUCACGUCAAAUAGUUGUUAAACGUGAAAUGAGUCGACCUACUGCUGGAUAUCAAGCAGCACAACAACAAAUUCCAGGUCGACAUAUAGUUAGAGAAAUCGUUCGACAAAUCCCACAAGUAUCAUCAACAACUCAACCAACUUUAGUUUAUACACCACAACAACAAACAACAGCUCAACCAGCUUUAUUUUGUAUGCCACAACAACAAGCAAAUGUUCAACCAACUUUAGUUUGUGUACCACAACAGCAAACGACAGCUCAACCAACUUUAGUUUGUGCAUCACAACAGCAAACAACAGCUCAACCACAAGCUGUUCAACAAUUACUACCAGUAUUUGCUACACAACAAAAUGUAGUUCAACCUCAAGGUGUUCGUAUUAUUCGACAAGUGAUUGGUCCACCACAGGUCGCUAUUCAACAACCUCAACAAGUUUAUUCAACAACGUGUUCACCUAUGAUUCAAGCAGUACCAACAACUGUUAUGCAAUAG